CAUGUGCAAAAGGGAGUGGUUUUCCAGUCUCACUUUAUAGCUGACAUCAGCAAGUUCUUCUCUGUCAAGCUAGAGAACCAACUUAACCUUAACCAGAGACAAGAUGAGCCAAGAAACUGAAAUCUCCUCCUCUUGCUCUGAAAGCAUCCAUAUUGCAAGAUCUGCUGCAAACAGUGAAGAGCAGGAACCUCUGUUAGGAGCCACGGGUACCGGUGCAGAUGAAGACUGGGCAGUGGACAAGAUUGCUUCGGGACAAGAGCUCUCAGACUACAUACCACUCAGCAAUACUGUGUCUUCUGAGGUCAUCCGCCCCUCCGGUGAUGUCUCCGUAGCUACUGAUUUAAUGCAGCCACCAGUGGAUAACAACAAAAAGGAUCAAAAUGACCUGCCGGAUCCCCUAGCUGAGCUGGGAGUAUGUGGACUGAGGAACAUUGGGAAUACCUGUUACAUGAACGCCAGUCUGCAAUGCCUCCGUUCAGUUCCCUCUCUAAUGAGCCACUGCCUCUCCUCAGAUCCUGUCACACCUCUGGAAAAAGAGGAAGAUCCCAGCCGGUUGGACAAGAGUGUCACUUGCAGGACACACAUCCACACCACUUUCACAAGCCUGGUAAAGAAGCUGUGGUCCGGUCAAUUCUCCAGUGUUAGGCCUCGAUUGCUCAAGACUACUUUGGGAUUGCUACACCCUCAGUUCAGUGGGAGUAGACAGCACGACUCUCAAGAGUUCCUGGCCAUGUUGUUGGAUAAUCUUCAUGAGCACUGCUCCACUGACAGUUCAUCAGUCAUCAAUGAUACAUUCCAGGGGGAGCUACGCAAUGAGGUUGUGUGUGCAGAAUGUGGCAAUAUGUCAGUAAAGAUGGAGCCAUUUGUCUUCCUCUCUCUUCCUCUGCCCGGAGCUUACGACAUAAUAGUUGAGCUCAACUUUGUGAGUACAGAGUAUCCUCCAACUGUAACCAGGCUGGCUGUGAAGGUGUGCCGAUAUAGCAGUGUGGUGGAGGAUGUCAAGAGGGCAUUGAGGGUGCUACUGGGGAGAGAGGUAUCCUCUGAACUAUUAGUAUUGGCCGAGGUCCUAGAUGGAACAGUUGUCCGAACACUGGCUGAUAGUUUACCAAUGGACAGACUGAAUAGCAAACGUGGAGAGAAGCUGUUCAUGUUUGAGAUGAUCCCUGCCCAAAAUCUGAUGGCUUCUCUGCGUGCUCCAGACACAUCUACAGAUGGCCUCUCCUUGUCGGCUGAGGUUGCCAUGGAUACUGAUGCUCCCACAGCUGUUCCCAUGGAAACAGCGGUAGUAAUGAUGGAGUGGCAUUCGUGUGAUAUAUGUCUGGAGGAGAUGGUGGACUCUGACCUACUCACCCACGCCCAAUGUGGGGGUACACUCUGCUCAAACUGCCUGAAAGCUAGCAAAGCUCAUCAAGAAUCCAUUGACCAGAAGAGAAUCACUUGUCCUAUAUGCUCGAAACCUUUUUCUGAGGAGAGUAACUUCAAGCCCAUGACUGGAGAGAGUGGGGCUUCCAGCGGUGAUAAUGCCAUCAGUCUGCUUUUGAUGACAGUGCUGUAUCGCAGUUCAGAAGUCUUAGUGGGACAUCCACUGUUGAGGCACCUCCCAACACGAGCACAGGGGGCCGUGUUCCAUAGAGAAAUUGCCAAGUCCCUACCCCCUGAACCGUCAAAUCUCCCAUUCACCCUAAAGCUUACAGACGACAAGGGUCGGUGUUGUUCUCGCUGUGACUUCACAACAAAGUGUUCUGGGUGUGUGGUGAGCAACGACGAAUCAUCAUGCGACCUGAAGCCAGGUGACCACCUUACAGUGGAGUUCACCUCCCCCCUGUCAGCAGAGCAGCUCAAAAAAAUUAGGGUGGUUGAAGAGCACUCUAGUGUAUCACUACUGGAAACUCGACAGCUUACUCUCAAUGACUGUCUGAAUUCAUUUGCCCAGAGGGAGACACUGUCACAAGAAAACUCGUGGUUUUGCCCCAAGUGUGAGUGCCAACGGUUGGCCGAACACACCCUCAGUGUGAACAAGGUGCCUCAGACUCUCAUUGUGCAUCUCAAGAGGUUUAUCUAUCAUGGUCGUGAAGGUAGCAAGGUGGAGGGAGGGGUGGCGUUUCCCCUAGAACUCUCUGGGGUCAGUAAGAACGAUUCUACUACCCUACAACUGACAGCGUGCAUCUGCCACACUGGAACUCUCCACUUUGGGCACUAUACAGCGUACUGUAAGCAUCCGUGUACGGGAGAUUGGGUGUACUACAACGACUCAUCAAGCACCAAGGUCGACAAGCCAGACUGUCAGGACGCUGUCUACAUGCUCUUUUACCAGAAGCCAAUUGCUGCACCUACUGUGGAGACAGCAAAAGAAGAAUUUGACGAUUCUACAGAACGAGCUGCCACAGAAACCCUGCUAAGACUUUUCAAACCUGUGGUUCCCACAGCCCCACUACCACCUCCCCUCCCACUCAAAAGAUCAAGCAGCAAUCCGGAUCUAUCCAAGCCAGAAGAUGCCAUACCAGCCGUCAAGUUGCUACGAAUGACUGCUUGUCCUUGGUGAAGUUUAUAGGGAACUGUUUUAGUGUUACAAUAAUUAUUAUUGAGUGACAUAUAGUAUUACUACGUAUAAUUAUUUAUAUAGUCAAAUUUUAGUGUCUACAAUGGCUCAAUAUUAAUGUUAAAAAUAUGUGAA
Molecule: messenger RNA, 2674 nt
Organism: Halichondria panicea
Lineage: Eukaryota; Metazoa; Porifera; Demospongiae; Suberitida; Halichondriidae
Product: ubiquitin carboxyl-terminal hydrolase 4-like
Exons: 16
Coding region: 104-2542 (812 amino acids)
Biological process (GO): protein deubiquitination
Molecular function (GO): cysteine-type deubiquitinase activity
Source: RefSeq, a predicted model, not a curated record